CGAAGAGCAUCCUAAUUCGUUGCUUGGCCCACGGGCGGCAAACUGCGCGAGUGAUACUAGAGAGAGGAGUUAUGGAGAGUGUUGAAGAUGCAGAGAGGAGGGCGGGUGGCCCUGUCUCCUCCCUGUCAUCGCCAUCGCCAUCGCCAUCGCCAUCGCCAUCGCCAUCGUCAGGGGAAGCGCUUCUGUCGCGGGAGAUGCAAGAGGUCUCUCUGCUACCGUAUGAGAGAAGAGGAAGAAGGGCAUUUUUUACCCUGGAGGCGGACGACUUGGCGCGCUUAUGCGCUAGGGAGAAGCUUACGACAGAAGAGGCUUUGAGGAAAUUAAUGAUCUUGGCGCGCAGUCGUGCCCGUGCGCCGAUCUCCGACUUCCUCGUAGGCGCUGUCGGGAUCGGGAUCAGCGGACGGGCGUUCGUGGGCGUCAAUUUGGAAUUCCCCGGCAUGCCGUUGCACCACACCGUGCACGCGGAACAAUUUGUUGUCGUCAACGCUUUUCAACACGGCGAGAGAGGACUGCGCCUGAUCGCGGUCUCCGCCGCUCCGUGCGGUCAUUGCCGCCAAUUCCUGUCGGAGCUGCGCGACGCGGGGCAGUCGCUAGACAUCUUGAUUGUCCCACUUUGUCCUCCUCCUCCUCCUCCUCCUCCUUCUGAACAAGAGGGAGAAGCAGAAGAAGAAGUACAGCAUGAAAAGCAGAUGCAGAAAGCAGGAGGAGGAGGAGGAGACAGAGGAGGAGACAGAGGAGGAGGGGAGUGGUGGUCCAGGCAGCCGUUGUCUCGGCUUUUCCCGAGCGCCUUUGUACCGCGGGAUUUGCUGCCUGAUGGUAUCCCGUUGAUGCUCGAGAGUCGGGACAAUCGUCUUGAAAUCGUUGAUGACCUUCGGUCUGAACAAGCUUCUUCCAAGCUUGAUGGCGACGACGAUCGCCAUAGCUGCACCUUGCCGGCUAUGGAGAAUGCCGACGUGGCAGUGGUGGGGGGGACUGAGGACGGCCCGGUGUCUGCUCCCGAUCCCGAUACUCAACGGGUUCUAGAUGCUGCGCUGUCAGCGGCGAACGUGUCUUAUGCGCCGUACAGCCGAUGUCCGUCGGGAUUGGGAUUGAUGACACGUGGGGGGCGGAUCUUCGCUGGCGCGUACAUGGAGUCGGCCGCGUAUAACCCUAGUCUCUCGCCUCUGCAGGCAGCGUUGAUUGGUUUCGUCGCCGGGAACAGAGUCGGUCGGGAUCGCGGCGGCGAUUAUCGACCCCGAUCGGCGAAGAAUGCUUUGGAUAUGGAGGCUGAAGGAAGAGGGGAGGAGUGUCUGCUAGUAGAGGGGGAGGAAGAAGAAGAAGAAGAAGAAGAAGAAGAAGAAGAAGAGGACUUAGACAUAGCGUGUGCUGUGCUCGUCGAAAAGAGCGGGAAACAUGGAAAGGAGCCACUUGUCCGUCAAUUAGAGACGACUCGGAUGGCUUUGAGACGUAUCGCUCCUAAGGCCACGUUGCACUGUUACCGCGUAAUUGAAAGAGAUGGAUGAUUGGUCGACGUGUUAAGGAGAUGGCUGAUUGAAUGCCCUGUCAUCUAAUCAAGGGAACGUCGUUGGAUGACGUGUCGAGGGGAAGCGUGAGUGUCGUGGGAUGACGUGUCAAGGGGAUGUGCGAGUGUCGUGGGGUGACGUGUCAAGGGGAUGUGCGAGUGUCGUUGGACCACGUGUCAACGGGACGUGAUUGUAUGACGUGUCGGGAUGCUGCUGGCUGACGUGGCGCGGGGAUGUGAUUGGAGGCGGUGUCCGGGGGGAUGUCGUUGGAUGAUGUGUCACGGGUAUGGUGAAGUAAGCCCGCGCGUCAGUUCAAGCACGUGAUUGGAUGACGUGUCACCGGGAUGUGAUUGGAUGAUGUGUCACCGGGAUGUGAUUGGAUAAUGUGUCACGGGCGGGGGUGCGGGGAUCUGAUUGGACGACAUGUGAAGGGGAUGUGAUUGAAUGACGUGUCGAGGGAAUGUGUCAAGGGGAUAUGACUGGAUGACGUGGUCUCCCGUGGGAUGUGAUUGGAUGUGUCGUGAUGGGAAUGUGAUUGGAUGACGUGUCACCGGGAUGUGAUUGGAUAACGUGUCGCGGGGGGGGGGGGAAUCUGAUUGGAUGACAUGUCAAGGGGAUGUGAGUGAAUGACGUGUCGAGGGAAUGUGAUUAGAUGACGUGUCAAGGGGAUAUGAUUGGAUGACGUGGUCUCCCGUGUGAUGUGAUUGCAUGUGUCAUGAUGGGAAUGUGAUUGGAUGACGUGUCACCGUGAUAACGAAAUACUGUAAGUGGGAACAAUUCUGGAUUGGAUGACGUGGCAAGAGGCUGUGCGUGGAUGACGUGGCAAGGAGGCUGUGCGUGGAUGACGUGGCAAGGAGGCUGUGAGUGGAUGACGUGGCGAGGAGGCUGUGAGUGGAUGACUUGUAAAGGACAAAUGACUGGACGAUG
Chara braunii is the source of this 2429-nucleotide messenger RNA. NCBI's taxonomy places the organism in Eukaryota, Viridiplantae, Streptophyta, Charophyceae, Charales, Characeae. The record is from the annotation of a GenBank genome assembly.